Messenger RNA from Phycomyces blakesleeanus NRRL 1555(-), 981 nucleotides. RefSeq lists its product as hypothetical. Gene Ontology annotation, biological process: RNA polymerase I preinitiation complex assembly; transcription elongation by RNA polymerase I; nucleolar large rRNA transcription by RNA polymerase I. The transcript has a single exon. The record is from RefSeq and is a predicted model, not a curated record. The annotation marks the transcript as partial. Lineage: Eukaryota; Fungi; Mucoromycota; Mucoromycetes; Mucorales; Phycomycetaceae. Gene Ontology annotation, molecular function: DNA binding. Gene Ontology annotation, cellular component: RNA polymerase I complex.
UAUAUUGUUGGCGUUUACUCCAAAAAGGAUAAUUCGCUUACUGUCACUCCUGCACCUGUGAUUCGAAUGACACGUACAGUAAAGGCCUUGUCCAACGAAAAUAUAUCAACAAAGACCGCUUCAAAUGCAUUUGGUGCUGCUCGUGCUGCUCUUGGUUUGGCAUUCGGUACAUCCAAGGCUCAGCAGGAUCUUCGUAACGAGGAGCGCAACAAGGUUGAGGGAGAGGAAUUAGAGUCGAUGAUGGAUAUCAUGCAUAAUGAAAUUAGCAAGGCUACCAAGAACACACCUACACAGGCAUCAUUGCGUAAAGAGAUGGCCAAAGACUUGCCGAUACCUCCUCACGAUAUCAAUGCCGAGUCUCCCGAAAAGGUGUAUGAUAUGGAGGCAAUUGUUUCAGAGGAAGAGUUGAAUGCCACACCCAUCAAAGAUCUUCUCAAAGAGAACACACUCGAGGCUAUCCAGACUCUCUUGCCAUACAACACAUCCGAUUUUGUCAACAACCGCCUGUUGUCGAUUCUCAAAUCUUCUGGAAAGAAAGAUCGCAAGAAAUUGCGUACUCUUGUUUAUAUUUCGUAUCUGAUGGCUUACCUGUGCAGAGUACGAUCCGAUGAUCUUAACAAGCGUAGCAAGCUUGAGGUCAUUCUGAAAGGAGCACCCUCUCUGUUGAUUGACAAGAUGACAGAACGUUAUACUAUCUCAAAUGUGCGUACACCUCUGAUGGCAGACAAGAUUUUGUGUUACAUGUUUGUCCUCUGCCUUGCUGUAGCAGAUUAUACACUUCUUAUCCCUGGUAUUUCCAAGGACCUGUCGAUCAAACCUUCCAAAACAACCACGUUAUUGCGCAACUUGGGUUGCAAGAUCGAGCCUUGCAAUGCUGAAGACCUGAAGAACGCAGAUACAAAGCUGAGUGCUUCUGCCAAGAAGGCUGUUCUUGUUGUUCCACUCACAUUCCCCGAGAUUCGUAAAUUUGCACGCAAAUAA